Messenger RNA from Penicillium soppii, 2844 nucleotides. Its product is annotated as putative LON domain serine protease. The record is from RefSeq and is a predicted model, not a curated record. Gene Ontology annotation, cellular component: peroxisomal matrix. The coding region runs from base 1 to 2844 and encodes 947 amino acids. The transcript has 2 exons. Lineage: Eukaryota; Fungi; Ascomycota; Eurotiomycetes; Eurotiales; Aspergillaceae. Gene Ontology annotation, molecular function: ATP hydrolysis activity; ATP binding; serine-type endopeptidase activity. Gene Ontology annotation, biological process: protein targeting to peroxisome; protein catabolic process; protein processing.
AUGGGGUCCAACGGUCGAACCAAGAUCCCUCUCGUCCCUCUCGCCAAGGGUUCGGUACUGCUUCCCGGCGUGACCCUACGCAUUCCUGUCUCCAACCGUCCUGACCUUGCCAAUCUUCUUUCAUCACUUGUCGACAAGCCUUCGAAGCGAGACACCAAUACCAUAACCUUCGGAUGUGUUCCGCUGAGCUCACCGUUCCUGAGUCGUGAUGGUCAGCAGCUUCUCGAAGGUACUGACUCCGAUUCAGACCGGAAGGAAGAAUACGACUCGAUUGAUGCUGGCCAGGCACGAAAAGAGGAUCUCUUCCGCUACGGAACCGUAGGCAAGGUCAUCGGAGUUCAGCGCAGGGCCUACUCCGAGCCCUUCCUGCUUGUUCAAGGCCAGCAAAGGUUCUCAAUUAAGAAGAUUCUGCGAGAACGGCCAUACUUUGAAGCUGAUGUGUUCUAUCAUGAUGAAAGUAGUGAGUACCCACAGGCGAAAUUUCAGGAGAACGUGGCUGAUCACACUGACUCCGGUAUUAUAGACUCCGGCCAAAGUGACGCAGAAGUAGCUGAUCUAUUCCAACAAUUAAGACAACUCUCCAGAGAGCUUCUCACCCUCCUUCGCCUCUCCUCGCUACUGUCGGCAGCCUCGUCUCGCCUUUCGCCACUCGUUGCCCGCAAGUUCGAGCUCUAUAUCUCCAAGACAGAAUUGGCACAGGCAGGGAAACUGGCGGACUUCAUGGCCGAUGUUUCGGACGCAAGCUUUGAAGAGAAGCUGCGUAUACUUGCCUCGCUGGAUGUUAAGGAACGUCUCGGCAGAGUUGUUGAAAUCCUCGCCAGGCAGGCACAACAUAUCAAGAGUAGCGUCAAGGUCACAUCGGUUGGCUCUACCUCCUUCCCUUCCUCUGGGAUGGAUAUCAGCCAAAUCGAUCCCCGUGAACGUGAGCUUCUCGCAAAGCGCGCGAUUUCGGGGUUGUCCGGCAUGACACCCCCUGGAACAGCCGGGCGCGGCAACGAUGACGAUAAGGAACCUAACGAGGUAGAUGAGCUGCAGCAGAAGCUACAAGAUGCACAACUUAGUCCUGAGGCCCGGAAGGUCGCGGACAAGGAAUUGAAACGCCUGCGCAAGAUGAACCCCGCAAAUGCCGAAUACGGUGUUUGCCGUACUUACCUGGAAAACCUAUCAGAGAUUCCAUGGACCAAGGUGACCGAGGACCAGCUCGGCCCAGACACAUUGAAGCGAGCUAGAAAGCAGCUAGACGAGGACCACUAUGGCUUAGAGCGUAUCAAAAAGAGACUGCUAGAAUACCUGGCUGUUCUGCGCUUGAAGCAGAACACCAAUCUCGAUGUUGAACGCCAGAUUGGAGGACUGUCCAGGGAUCUGGACUCCUCUGCUAUUGGCGAUGUCGAAAAGGAUGUGCCUUUGCUGUCCGAGUCUGACCGAGUUGCAUUGGAGACUCGACUUGAACUCCUUAAGUCCAAGCGUAUGACCGACAAGUCUCCCAUCCUGCUUCUUGUCGGACCUCCUGGAACCGGUAAGACCAGUCUGGCAAGGUCGGUUGCUGCUUCACUGGGCCGCAAGUUUCACCGUAUCUCCCUUGGUGGUGUCAGAGACGAGGCCGAAAUCCGCGGUCAUCGACGCACCUAUGUUGCAGCCAUGCCUGGUUUGGUUGUGAAUGGUCUGAAGAAGGUUGGUGUUGCCAACCCUGUCAUUCUGCUUGAUGAGAUUGAUAAGGUCGGCGGCUCCAAUUUCCAAGGCGAUCCAUCGGCUGCUAUGCUGGAGGUCUUGGACCCUGAACAGAACCACACCUUUACUGAUCACUAUAUCAACAUUCCCAUCGACCUGAGCAAGGUUUUGUUCCUCGCCACUGCCAAUUCUUUGGAGACAAUCCCCGCACCUCUGCUGGACCGUAUGGAGACUAUCUCCCUGUCUGGAUACACAACCGUCGAGAAGCGCCACAUCGCUAAACAGCACCUGAUCCCUAAGCAGAUCCGAUCCAAUGGACUCACUGACGGACAGGUCAGCCUGUCUGAUGAAGUGAUUGACAAGACAAUUACCUCGUACACCCGUGAAUCCGGCGUCCGUAAUCUGGAGCGAGAAAUUGGUUCUAUCUGUCGCCACAAGGCCGUUCAAUAUGCCGAUGCGGGAGACGCUGACCGUCUAGAUGACUACAACCCUGUUGUAUCUGUCGAUGACCUGGAGGAAAUCCUGGGAAUUGAGCGUUUCGAGGAAGAGAUUGCCGAGAAGCACGGCCGUCCAGGUGUAGUCACUGGUCUUGUCGCCUACUCGACCGGUGGUCAGGGCAGCAUCUUGUUCAUUGAAGUGGCAGACAUGCCCGGCAACGGACGCGUCCAACUAACGGGUAAGCUUGGUGACGUGCUCAAGGAAUCCGUCGAAGUAGCCCUCACCUGGGUUAAGGCGCACUCCUUCGAGCUCGGUCUCACUCAUGAUCCCAACGAGGACAUCAUGAAGAGCCGCAGCCUGCAUGUCCACUGCCCCUCCGGCGCCAUUCCCAAGGACGGUCCGUCUGCCGGUCUUGCGCACACUGUUGCACUGAUCUCCCUUUUCAGCAACAAACCUGUCCCACCGCAGAUUGCCAUGACCGGCGAAGUCUCCCUCCGUGGCCGGGUGAUGCCCGUUGGCGGCAUCAAAGAGAAGCUGAUCGGUGCUCACCGCGCGGGCGUCAAGACCGUCUUGCUUCCGGAUCACAACCGCAAGGAUGUCAAGGAGGUCCCGCAAGAGGUCAAGGACGGCCUGGAGAUCGUUUAUGUCAAGCAUAUUUGGGAAGGCCUUCGUCAGAUCUGGCCCGAUGCCCAGUGGCCAGGUCAGCACCAGAUGAACUUCGUCGAGAGCCGUUUGUAG